Histoplasma mississippiense is the source of this 720-nucleotide messenger RNA. RefSeq lists its product with no specific name. Gene Ontology annotation, cellular component: Pwp2p-containing subcomplex of 90S preribosome; small-subunit processome. Gene Ontology annotation, molecular function: protein binding. NCBI's taxonomy places the organism in Eukaryota, Fungi, Ascomycota, Eurotiomycetes, Onygenales, Ajellomycetaceae. The record is from RefSeq and is a predicted model, not a curated record. Bases 1 to 720 code for a protein of 239 amino acids. Gene Ontology annotation, biological process: rRNA processing. The transcript is spliced from 2 exons.
AUGGGUGUCAUCGGCAUCGCGCGCAAGGGGGGCGGCAUUGUAACGAUCCUCAGCACCACCACUCUCCAGUGGGUUGCACAGGUGCGCGUUGACAGCCACAAUGGAGUUGCUGAUUUCGCCUGGUGGAGUGACGGGGAGGGAAUGUGUGUUGUUGGCAAGAAUGGGGAGGUUAGCGAGUGGGAUGGGCGGCAGAAACGUAUUGUUGCGCGCUGGGUUGAUGAGGGUGCUGUGGGCGCGACAGUGAUUAGUCUUGGUGGGAAAUCUGGAAAAGGGCAGAUCGGCGGGGAUAGGUGGGUGGCGGUGGGGAGUUCGAGUGGGAUCGUGAAUGUGUAUGACCGGAGGCCGUGGGCUGUGGCUGCUGCCGAGAUCGAAAGGAAGAGCAAGGGGAAGAAGGUCGAUGGAGAAAUGGAUUUUGGUAAUCAUCGCGGCGGCGGUGGUGAUGGUGAUGAACAGUGCGGAAUCCCACGCAAUCCAAAACCGACACGCAUGCUUGGUCAGCUGACGACGCCGACGAGUCAUCUUGUCUUCUCGGCAAAUGGGCAGUUGCUCGUCAUGGCCAGUCGGUGGAAGAAGGACGCGUUGAGAUUGAUAUACAAGAAUUGGCCUACGUCCAACACUCCGUUUGGACGCAUUUCGGCCGUUGCCAUUGCGCCGACGUCGGAUACGUUGGCUGUCGCGAAUGAGCAAGGGAAAAUACGGUUGUGGGAAAUUCAUGGCUAG